AUUUUAUUUUUUUAAUUAAAAUAAUGAGUACUUAAAUAUAAAUAACAUAUACAAAAAAUAAAAAGGGAAGCGUAGGAAAAAAGGUUAAAGAAAUAUAUUUGAGAGACGAUAUUCCUUGUGGAUUAUUUAAUUGCAAUUUAUGUGUUACAUAAUCUAAUACAUUAAAUCUAGAAGGUGAUGAAAAAUAUAUUUAUAUAUUAGACGAAUAUACAGUUUUAAAUUAAAUUGAUGUAAUUUAAAAUUGUCCAAAACUAGUAAAUGUAGUAAUAAUGUAAACAAUAGUCUAAAACAUAAAAUAAAAAAAUGUUAAUACAUACAAUAAUCUGAGAAAUCUCGUAGAAUCUGAAAUAUAUAGAAAAAUUCAUAUAUUCGCAAAUGAAUAUAGCAAAGAUACAUAUACAUAAAUUUAACCUAAUGAAACAUAAGAAUAAAGAAACUAAAGAGCAAUAUUCAAUUCAGUAUUAUGGUAUUAAAGUCAUUUAAAAAAUGGAAAUAAUAUUAAUGUUAUGUUCAUAACAAAUAAUUAUAGUUAAUAUAUAAUUGCAUAAUAAUAAGGAAUUAAUACCAUUACAAUUUUUGAUUACUUAAAAUAAUAAGCUAAAGAAUUUCCUAAUUUAAUGGAUUUUAUGGGUCUAAUCGAAAAUUAAAACUAAGAAAUGGAUUUAGAAGAUUAAUAGGGCGAAUGUUUAUUUGAAGAACAUUUAAAUUAAAGCGAAUUAAUUGAAAGAGUAAAAUCUGGCGAUUUAUUUUAAGGAAAGAUGAGAAUAGAUCGAAAUAAUGUAAAUUAAGGGAGUAUAUAUAUAAAUAAAUUAGAUAUAGAAAUUAUUGUUUUUGAAUAAAAAAAUUUAAAUAGAAGUUUAAAUGGAGAUAUUGUUGUAGUAGAAAUACUUCCAGAAAAUUAAUGGGUUAAAUAAAAAUAUAUGUAAGAUUUAAAAGAAUUAGAUGAAAAUACAAAAGAAGACGAAAUAUAAUAAAAAAUAAAAAUAAAAAACGAGGAAAAAUACCUUAACAUUAUACAAAAAAUAAAAUUUUUAAAUUUAAUUCCAUAAGGAAAAGUAAAAGGAAUUAUAAAAAGAGUCCAAAGAUUUUUUUGUGGAUAAAUAAAUAAUGAAAACAUUGAUUAAUUAAAUAUUUCUAAUAAUAUUUUUAUUAGAGAAUUUAUUCCAGUAGACUCACGAUAUCCAAAUUUUUAUAUAAAAACUACAAAUCCUUAAAAUCUUGAAGAUAAAAGAAUUUAAAUAGUAUUCGAUAACUGGCCAAAAAACAGUAAAUAUCCUUUUGGUCAUUUUAAGAUGUUAAUAGGUCCAUCUGGUGAUAUUCAUACUGAAGGUGAUGUUAUUCUUCUCGAACAUGGUGUUGAAUACCGUUAAUUUUCUAAACAAGUCCUCGAUUGUUUACCCCAAGAAGGCUCAAAUUGGAAAAUCCCCUAAUCUGAAUUUUCAAAGCGAGUUGAUUUAAGGCAUUUAAAAGUAUGUAGUAUUGAUCCUAUAGGAUGUAAAGAUAUAGACGAUGCGCUUCAUUGUAUAAAACUACCAAGCGGAAACUACGAAGUAGGUGUUCAUAUAGCUGAUGUGAGUCAUUUUGUAAAAGCAAACAGUCCAAUAGAUAAGGAAGCAUAAAAUAGAUGUACUACAGUCUAUUUAGUAGACCGUCGUACAGAUAUGUUGCCUAAAUUAUUAACUGAAACACUUUGUUCAUUAAAAGAUGAUGGCGAAAGACUAUCUUUUUCUGUAGUCUGGGAAAUUGACCCUGAAGGUAAUAUAAUAUAGACUAGAUAUCAUAAAUCAGUUAUCCAUUCAGUUGCUUCUUUGAAUUAUUAAUAAGCUUAAAAUAUGAUUGAUAAUAAAAAUGAUAAUACAGAAUUAACUAAUUCCAUUAGAUAUUUAAAUUUAUUAGCUAAAAAACUAAAGGCUAAAAGAAUAUAAAAUGGUGCUCUUUCAUUAGCCUCUACUUAAGUAAAAUUUAGCUUCGAUGAUGAAACACAUAAUCCAAUUGAUGUUUCAUUUUAUUAAAUGUAUGAUACAAAUUCUUUAAUUGAGGAAUUUAUGCUUUUAGCUAAUGUAUCUGUGGCUUAAAAAAUAAUUGAUCAUUUUCCUUCUAUUUCGAUAUUGAGGUAGCAUUAAUAACCUAAAUAAAAAUAAAUUAAAGAAUUAGCUUCUAUUUUAUCUAAAAUUGGAUAUAAUUUAGAUUUCUCUUCUAAUAAAAAUCUCGCUCACUCUCUAGAUUAAAUCAAUAGGGACAAUGAUUCUUUUUUUAAUAAACUUAUUAGAAUAAUGACAACUAGAGCAAUGAAUGAAGCUGUUUAUUUAUGUACUGCAGAUGCUGAUUAUACAGAUUUUUACCAUUAUGGGCUUGCAGCACCUUUAUAUACCCAUUUUACAUCACCUAUUAGAAGAUAUGCAGAUAUUUUAGUACAUAGAUUAUUAGCAGCAGCUAUUGAUUUAGAAGGAAUACCAGCCUUUAUGUCUAAUAAACUUAAAAUGAGCAAGAUUUGUGAAAAAAUGAAUAUGAGAAAUAGAAAUGCUAGAUUUGCAUCAAGAGCUAGUUCAGAUUAUAAUACCUAUUUAUUUUUCAAAGAUAAAUAAGUAGAAGAAAUAGGUAUGGUAUCUAGUAUUAAUUAAAAGGGAUUUAUUGUUAUUAUACCGAGAUAUGGUUUAGAGGGACAAAUUUAAUUUAACGAAUAAGAUUUAGAUGAUAAUGAAAAAUUAUUAUAGGAAUUAUUAUAAAAAGAAGAUUUAAUUAUUGAUUUUAUAACUAAUAGAAAUAGACAUAAACUUUUUGAUUAUAUUAAAGUUAGAAUUAGUAUAGGAAUGAAAAAUUUUCAUAAAUAAAUAAAAUUAGAAUAUUUAGGAAGAACUAAUAAAUGA
Ichthyophthirius multifiliis is the source of this 2867-nucleotide messenger RNA. RefSeq names its product rnb family protein, putative. Gene Ontology annotation, molecular function: 3'-5'-RNA exonuclease activity; RNA binding; endonuclease activity. NCBI's taxonomy places the organism in Eukaryota, Ciliophora, Oligohymenophorea, Hymenostomatida. The record is from RefSeq and is a predicted model, not a curated record. Gene Ontology annotation, biological process: rRNA catabolic process. The transcript has 7 exons. Gene Ontology annotation, cellular component: nuclear exosome (RNase complex); cytoplasmic exosome (RNase complex).